AUGAUUUUUGAAAUUGAAGUAGGUUAUAACAGGCAAUGGAAACUUUGGCAAGCAUCAAUUAUUCUUGUCACAAACUCGAUACUUCGCUUGCAGGAUCUGUUUUUAAAUGAAAAGGGCUACAACUUUCUUCUGACUUCACGUUUCACGCAAGAUUGUGUCGAAAAUUUAUUUUCGCAAAUCAGGAUACGACAAAAAAAACCUACUGCUUUGCUAUUUAGAAACCUUUUAAAAUCCAUCAGUAUUUCACAGUUUCUUAGUGAAAUUUCUGGAUCAUCUUAUCAUCCAGAUGAAAGGGAGUGGCUUAUAGAUUUUCCAUCACAUGUUAGAAAACUUAGCCAGAAAAAAGCUCGAGAAAAGGUAACCCCACCAACAAACAACUUAACGAAGAUAGGGGAACUUGCUGCUCUGGACAUAAUUGACCAUACACAAAAGUGCGUAGUGUAUCACAUUGCGGGUAUGAUUGUUUAUAAAGUUGCGAAAUAUGGCGCAGUAUGCCAUAAAUGCAUCGAAAAAUGCUUAGCCACGUCAUCCAAAUGCCGUUAUAACAAGCUUACUAUCUUGAAGGAUUAUACCGGUCAUUCAUUGGUAUACGUUAACGACGAGACUUUCAUAUUUUUCUUAAAGCUAGAGAUCGUUUUUAAGAGUGAGAUGGAGCAUUCUAAUAAUGGAAAUGUUUUCGAAACAAUCGAAUAUCAAUUGGCAUAUAUUCCGGCCGAACACUUGAUUCCGUGA
Messenger RNA from Wyeomyia smithii (pitcher-plant mosquito), 732 nucleotides. RefSeq lists its product as uncharacterized. The record is from RefSeq and is a predicted model, not a curated record. The coding region runs from base 1 to 732 and encodes 243 amino acids. The transcript has a single exon. NCBI's taxonomy places the organism in Eukaryota, Metazoa, Arthropoda, Insecta, Diptera, Culicidae.